This is a messenger RNA of Salvelinus fontinalis (brook trout), 4495 nucleotides long. RefSeq lists its product as uncharacterized. The record is from RefSeq and is a predicted model, not a curated record. The transcript has 2 exons. NCBI's taxonomy places the organism in Eukaryota, Metazoa, Chordata, Actinopteri, Salmoniformes, Salmonidae. Bases 150 to 1190 code for a protein of 346 amino acids.
GUUAGGACACGUCUACAUUCUGCACAUAAACAACUCGGCAGACUAAGAGUGAAACUAUUGCUAUACAAUUGUAACUCCAUAGCAGCCUAGCAUAUUACCAGUUCACGAACAUUGAAUAUACUUGAUUUGUAAUAGAGAACAUCAUAACCAUGGAAACACUGAAUGAAAUCGAUCACCUCCAAUCAUCUGGCUUUGGUAAACCCCUACCCAGACACGGGCUUCAUCUCCUUCACUGGUUCUCCCAUGAAUAUGUCACAUUCAACAACGACAGCGAGAUGGUGACAGUUCGCAACCCUAAGAAGAAGGCGUUCGGCUUCCACCGCUUCUUCGACAACAUAGAGGAGCAUGAUGGCCAAUGUAACCAACUGCUACCAGACCAGGACUUACCAUACUACGAAGUGGGCAAUCUAAAUGCUGCAGGGUCUGAGAACCUGCCUGAUUCUGUCAUCCAAAACCACACAGAAAACAAUGAUGACAGCAACAUAGACCGGAUCAUCAUCAGCCUCCAGUCAGACCGUGUGUUGGACAGAAUCUACGUGACCCAACAUGAUCAUCACAGAGGUGCUUUUGACCCCCAGCGCACCUAUCGCAUCAGUAAGGGGUUGAUCAGUUUCAUCCGUAAUCUGGAGCUGGAUGAGUUCCUGGAGCAGACUGGAUAUUUUCUUCCUUGCCCUGCCUCCAUUGAGACACUGAACGAAAUGAGACACCUCCAGUCAUCUGGCUUUGGUACACCCCGGCCCAGACACGGCCUUCAUCUCCUUCACUGGUUCGCCCAUGAAUACGUCAAAUUCAACAAGAAGGAUGAAAUGGUGACCGUGCGAAGCCCCAAGAAGAAGGCGUUCGGAUUCCACCGCUUCUUCGACUACAUAGAGGAGCAUGAUGGCCAGCGUAACCAACUGCUACCAGACCAGGGCUUACCAUACUACGAAGUGGGCAAUCUGAAUGCUCCAGGGUCUGAGAACCUACCGCAUUAUGUCAGCGAAAACCACACAGGACACAAUAACGACAGCAACAUAGACCGGAUCAUUAUCAGCAUUCAGUCAGACCUGGUGUUGGACAGAAUCUACGUGACCCAGCAUGAUCAUCACAGAGAUGCUUUUGACCCCCAGCGCACCUAUCGCAUCAGUAAGGGGUUGAUCAGUAUCAUCCGUAAUCUGGACCUGGAUGAACUCCUGGAGCAGACUGGAUAGUCUUAAGACGUUUCCCACCUGGCCCACAAAUGUUUUCCCACAAAUGUAUACUAGGCAUGGGUAUGACAUCAUGUCUUCGAUAUUCCCCGUAUUGUAGGAAAUUGUGAAUGUUUUUAUUUAGAUAAAGGGCCUUGUUUUCAGAUGUUUCACAUCCUGACACAUUUUUUGUUAUUUUUCCCCAACCAUUUCACCUGUGUGGUGGAAUUUCUACCUUUAACUAAUAAUGAGGAGAGGCAAAAUCAACAAUCAAUCAAGGUAGUACUUUUAUUAAAAACGUAUUAUAAUAAGGAGGCUGGUCGCACCACCCACGCAGGUGAAAUGGAGUGGGAGCCUGCUGUACAAAGAGUACAGGAGCAUUUAUAUAGUCAAGCUACCCCAUGCAUGAAUCUGCAAAACACGUGACCCUAUGUAUGUGUAUGUGUGUGUGAGGGGAGAAAACUGGGUGAAAAGGUUGCCUCGGUCUGUCGCAACUGAGAGAGGACAACAGGGGCCAGAGUGACAGGAAGUCACUCCAGAUAUACUUCCUCUAUGUAUGGUCGUACUGGCCACACACACAGAACACACACACACACACACACAAAACAUGAAUCUUUCGCCCAGAAAAAGGCUCCAAACAGAACAAUAGCUUUAUCACUGGUGUGCAGAAUAAUACACUUUGCCCUGUCUCCAGCUAAACUAAGAGGAACCAGUUAAUCUCUGUCAGCUGUUGGCUGAGAGCCCAGGUAUCAUGAGGUCAUUCUACACACACAGAACAGUUAGAGCAGGCCUCGUAUUAAUACACACACACUUUUCUAUCUUAUAUGAGUUAGUUUCUUUAACUAUCUCAAGCCCAAUGCCUAGGCUUAAAGAAGGAUAUUUUAGUACACAAGCAUUGGUAAGGUUCAAUAGAAAAUGCCCUCACACCUGCAAUAGUUAUUGCCACACGCGUCGGAACUAGGAAACUGUAGUUAUACACGUGCUGCCAGUGGUCAUUGUAGCAUGUAAAUCUUAGUGGGGCAAACAACAAAAUGUUUUUAUAGAUGCAUGCCAGCAAAGCCCCUACACAACACUAAACAAUACAUUAAUUGCACUAUAACGGUGAAAACGGUGACCACAAACUGUUUGGGCCGACAAAGAGCUGUCUCACCAGCAGUCCCAUCACAAUACCACUGCUACACCUGGCUAUCAGCGGAGCCUUGUCUGGCAGCGAAACAGUUAAUUCAGCCUCAUUUACUGCCUUUAAAAAAACAUAGCUGAUAUGGCUGACUCGCUUAAACAAAUGUGGUUUCUACUGACAAUUAAGAUGUACAAACUAUGGCAAAAGGGGACGACAAGCGGAUAAGAGGGAAUCUGUAAUUUCGAUGAAGACAUUAAUGAGCGAGCUAGGGUGGACGUAGUCAAUAUAACUAUUUGUUCAGCACUUUUGAAAUGUACAGCGACAGAAUUCAAAACAUGGGUCAUUAUUACAGUAUUCUCCCUGUACACCAAGUCAGAACCUGAGGAUAAAUAAAGAGGGCAUAUAAGCAGACAAUGAAAGCUCUUACAAUACGUGUGCACCACCAAGUCAGAACAGUAGGCUAAAUUAUGAACAGCUUACUACAUAACAUACACUUAGUAUUACUUUCUUAGCUGCAGGAUACAUAUUUCCCUGUCAUAUUACAUAAUUUAUGCAGCAGCAUACAAUACAUUUUUUGACUCACCCUGUUCUACUGUGAUCACUGGAACAGGAAGGUGGCGCAGUGGUCCUUCGUGGGGAAAUGUUGUCAUCAAACUUUGACAUCAAAGUCUGGCAUUCUCUGGAUGUAUGGUGCUUUCAGACAAUUGGGAAAAAAACAAAGCUGAAUCAUUACGCCAGUGAUCUUCAGGUUGGAGCCCUCGAAAGAGGCCCAAGUUCCUGACUUGGAAUUCCGAGUUUAAUGACCGUUCAAAACGUAUUUUCCCAAUAGGAGCUCAUUUUCCCAGUUGUAUUGAACUCACUGAAGUCUGACAUUUCCCAGUUCUGAGUUUCCAGUUGUUUUGAAUGCGGCAGAAGUCAUGAUGGAUUGACAGCAUGGCAAAUGUUGAAUGUUUAUCCUUUUAAGCUUGGAAAAGAAACCCUUAAACUGAGACUUGGACUACACACCCACUUCACUGAGUAGCAGGCUUGUGAUUGCUUUGCCGUUAGCCACUGAUUCCUUCCAAACCACUUAUUGUUGAAUUUUUCUAAUUCCAACUUGUUGUGUAAUGUUUAUGUCCAAUGGCUGAUGAGCACCGAUACAUUUUAUCUAUAAUUUCUCUUCAUAAUUUCUCUUUAUAUGACACGGAUUUGAAAAGGAUUUUCCAGUCGAUUAUUGACUUGAUUCAUGAUGAUGACUGCUAGCUUGCUACUAAGAUUUUGAAAGUAUGAUGUUGUCAUGAUCAGUCCAAUCAAAGCUAUGGUAGAGAUAACAUGAUGUGACAUCAUUUUAUCUGUGGCCAUGACCUUGAGCCUUCUUGGAUGGGCACCUAUAAUGUAACUCUAUGGCAGCACCGAAGGGGCUUGAAUUUUCAAGCUCUCCCCGUAGAUUUUGCGGCGAUGUAGUGUCCCCAUGAGUGACAGAACACUGAGCCAAUCACGGCGUAACUAGAGAACAUUACCAACCCCUACACUUCGUAUUUUCCGCUGGCUGCCCCACCACCACAGAAUGCACUAAGCUAUGCUGAAACACCUGUAUUUUGGAACAGCCUUACCCAAGAAAGCAAAAAAUAGACAAUUUUUGUAUGCGGCUUUAUUAACAUUUUUUAAUUAUUUUAUUUACAUUGUUUGCAAACUGAUAUGUGACACGUAUCAAUGCCAAAAUAACAUGCAAAACAGGCACACAAAAACAGUUACUUUUUUAAAGCUAAACAGGUGGGUCUCAAAACAGGUGGGUCUCUGCCCCACCUACCCUGAAUGGGUUUCCACUGCGUGCUGCAUUCAAACAAUUAGCAAGUCAGAAAUGUCUGAGUUUCCUAGUUCUGACAAGCACGUGAACACGGCAUAAGUGUGUGUGUGUGUGUGGGGGGGGGGGAUUAAUGUUUCUAAUAAAAUAAUUGAUUAGUUAAUUAGUUGUUUUUUAUUUAAAAUGUUUAGUACAAAAUGUUGAAUGUAUCAAUAACAUUUGUCUCAAAACAUUCCAAAACCAAUGACUGGGAAAUUCUGGUUUCUAACAUGAAAAAAUCAAUACCACACUUUGAACAACAGCCUAUACUGUACUGUUUGACCAUUAUAUCGUUAUUCAAAUUAAAUCAAACUUAUUUACAUCAAAUAAUGUUUUACAAAAGUAAAUAAAUGAUCCAUUUAUCUGAAACCUGGGUCGUUCCACCAA